CCCAACAGCCCCCAACUACAGCCUGCGCCGCCGCCGCCGCCUCAAAAUUCAAUAAAAUGAGCUCUUAUUUCGUCAACUCACUGUUCUCCAAAUACAAAACCGGGGAGUCCCUGCGCCCCAAUUAUUAUGACUGCGGCUUCGCCCAGGACCUGGGCGGCCGACCCACCGUGGUGUACGGUCCCAGCAGCGGCGGCAGCUUCCAGCACCCGUCGCAAAUUCAGGAGUUCUACCACGGGCCAUCAUCGCUGUCCACGGCUCCCUACCAGCAGAACCCGUGCGCCGUGGCGUGCCACGGGGACCCCGGCAACUUCUACGGCUACGACCCACUGCAGCGCCAGAGCCUGUUCGGUGCGCAGGAUCCAGACCUGGUGCAGUACGCAGACUGCAAGCUUGCGGCCGCCAGCGGCCUAGGAGAAGAGGCCGAGGGGUCUGAACAGAGCCCGUCACCCACACAGCUCUUCCCCUGGAUGCGCCCUCAAGCAGCCGCCGGACGCAGGCGAGGCCGCCAGACCUACAGCCGCUACCAGACUCUGGAGCUGGAGAAGGAGUUCCUAUUUAAUCCCUAUCUGACUCGCAAGCGGAGGAUCGAGGUAUCGCACGCGUUGGGACUGACAGAGAGACAGGUCAAAAUCUGGUUCCAGAACCGGAGAAUGAAGUGGAAAAAGGAAAACAACAAAGAUAAGUUUCCCAGCAGUAAAUGCGAGCAGGAGGAGCUGGAGAAAGAGAAGCUGGAGCGAGCGCCAGAGACCGCCGAGCAGGGCGAUGCGCAGAAGGGUGACAAGAAAUAGGCUCCAGUUGGGACUGCUUGGGCCGGGGCUUGCCCGCACGUCUGCCGGUCCCUCC
Molecule: messenger RNA, 843 nt
Organism: Acomys russatus (golden spiny mouse)
Lineage: Eukaryota; Metazoa; Chordata; Mammalia; Rodentia; Muridae
Gene: Hoxb8
Product: homeobox B8
Exons: 2
Coding region: 57-788 (243 amino acids)
Biological process (GO): regulation of transcription by RNA polymerase II
Cellular component (GO): nucleus
Molecular function (GO): RNA polymerase II transcription regulatory region sequence-specific DNA binding; DNA-binding transcription factor activity, RNA polymerase II-specific
Source: RefSeq, a predicted model, not a curated record